UGUCGUUUUCGUAGUUUUCAUUCAUUAUGACGAGACACACAAGAUAUUUGUCAAAUUUAACGAAAAUUAUAAGGAAAUAAAUACAUAAAAUGCAACUCAAGUGAUAAUAGUUGAAUAUAAGGUAUUACUUUGUAUUUAAUUUCGAGGUUGAAUGUUUUUGGCUGCACGUAAAGCCACAAGUUACAGUACUUGCGUAGGCUGGACGAUGAUAUUGUCAGAGGGUGAAAUAGUAUUUGUGUUCGGAAUAAAGGUAAAUGUGGAGUGCAAUAUCAAAGAUUUUCAUGAGAAACUCUAGUAUUAAUAACGUGCAAAGUGGCGAUAAUCCAUCAAACGAAGUGGACCGCGGAACAAGACGAAAAACCGAUAUGGAUGAUACAUUCAUCACCAGGCUGGCCAAACAGAAGGCAUCGGUGAAAUGGCUCCUUUCAAAAGCGUUCAACAAUAAAAUUCCCGAAAAUUUAAAGGAUCCAUUUUAUCGCGAUCAUGAGAAUCAAGAACAUUUGAAACCCCAAAUAGCCGGGGGCCUGGCAAACGCCGAAAUCUAUUGCUUGGCCCUCGGCAACAUUUACUCGGAUCCCAACUACCAUAAUCUCAAUCAUUGGGCCAUUUUGCAAACGUUAUCCAGGAAAGGGGUUUACAGCAAUGAGGAUGGUCAGCUUACGGAAACAACGCUGAUCCAAACCAACCCCCUUCGUAUGACUGCCCACAUGGCAGUUAUCGAAAUGAUAAUGUUGCUGUAUACUCGGGAAGUAGUAACGCCAGAUAGAAUACUUUCUGCGGUUCAAAGGUUCGAUCAUGGAAAAACUUCGGUUCCGAAUAUGUCGGACAAUAUAGUGGACCAGUUGUUAGUUUGGGUUAAUCAUACCUGUGAUGCGUUACGUAUAAGGAUAGAGCAAGAAAUUGGUAGCGGAGUUACAAACGGGGGAGACGGUGACAGGUUGAAAGUACCGGACUUCCCACAACAAAGAGAGCUAAAAGACUUGUGCGAUGGGGUCGGUUUGGCAGCGUUAAUUUCAUAUUACUGCCAUGAUGAACUUUCUUGGACUGAUAUAAGGAUAACUUGUGUUCCAUCCGUACAGGAUAGCAUCUACAAUCUUAAGCUAUUAGAAGACUUCUGUCUUAGAUGUUUACCGGCUUCCAUAUUUCAUCUGAUGCCAGAAGAUGUUACCUAUAUGCGAGAAUCGAUGAAACAAAACCUUCUAGUUUUCUUAGCCGAUCUUUUUAAUGUUAUGGAAAUCAAUCCUGCCAAAUGUGUACGAUAUCCGGGAAUUGAUAAAUUUACCAAUGAUGGUAUUCCCCAGUCUAACGCCCACGGUGUGAUGCAUAAACGUAAUCUACUGCAGACCGUGAUGGCACCCAUACCGGAUCUUCGCGCCGGAAUCAACGAUCCGGCAGAUCCUUCUGCUUUCCAAGUACAAAGAUCAACGCCUACGCACUUCCCUCUUAGAAAAUCUAAUUCGUUGCAACAGAGCCAACAAAGCAUAGUAACAGAUAUGACUGAAGACAGUCUACGAAGAGGUUCGGAAGAAUCUUUUGUAGUCCACCGGGGGAAAAAUAUACCGACGCUUAGGUCUGUUGUUCAGGAUGAACCUCUCAUGCCAGCUCGUCUCAGGGUGAACAAAGAAAAACAAAACAACGAUACGAAAGCCGACGAACGAGGCGAAAUGGCGGCAAUAGCGGCGGGAAGGCCGAGUAAUUGGGAAGAAAAUAGAAAAAGUACGUACGCAGGUCGAAGAAGUAGACGAAAUUCUACGACGGAAGAUUCUCAGUUAACCAUAGAAAACUUUGGGGGUAGUCAAGAUAACCUCAAUUUUAUUGGAAGGAAUCCUGAUAAAGAGGUGGCGGUUCACGUUGGGCGAAAAAUAUCAGCGCCAUCAUUUCCCAUUCCCAUCGAGAACGCGCCGGUAAGGUCUUCCUAUCAGGAUGCCCGUAGCACGCUCCAAUUGGGUUACGAAAACGGCUGUGACGAAAAACAGGACAACGGGACGGAGAAAUACAAAUUGAAGAGGCAACUGAGCAGCGAUGACAUCGCUUUUAGGAACGUCGGCUCGCACUUGAACAAAGAGAACAUCAUUAAAGAUUUGGUAGAUGGAGAAGUGACGAAAAGGAUGAGCUUCGCGGAUUUGGGGAAGCAAAAGGCGCUGGGGGAAAACAGGGGGAUUCAGCUAGUCUAUAUGAACGAUAAGGAGGAGUUUCCGCAAAAGAGUAGUUUUUUGACGAAGCUUGGAAGCACAAAUGGUAGUGAAAAGAAGACAACGUUCGCAACUCUACCUAACACCACUACGUGGCAGCAACAAAGUUCACAAAACCAACAAGGCGAGUCCAAUGGAGACGAAUCGGCCCCCAACGUAAUGAACGUCCAACUCAACGACAUCCGAUUGAAGCUCGAGGAAAAACGAAGGCACAUAGAAAGCGAAAAACGGCGGAUGGAGAUAGCGAUGAACAAACAAAGACAAAAAGUAGGGAAAGCAGCUUUCCUUCAAGCUGUUGUUAAGGGAAGAGGUAAUUUACUUAAAUCAUCUGAUGCCGAGUCUAAUAACUCGGCAGAGGGCUCAGAAUCACACAGCCCCUCAUCCGAAUCCACAACUCCCUCACCAAAACCCCAGAGGCCGUUAUCCCUACAGGACAUCAAUGAAGACGUUACUAUACUCGAUAGAAAGUGGUCGGAUGAGGGACAUACUUUGGUAGAAACCAGAACUCCUGAUUUGGAGAACAUGGAUUUAGAAACAUACCAACAAUCCAUUGCUCAAAUGAAUUCUAGUCUACACGAUAUACAGUCAGAUAUGCAAAGAUUAACUUCGCAACAAAACCAAUUGCAACAACAGAAUCUAAUUGCUCAACAACAAAGGCAGAUCCAAGCUCUUCAACAACAACAGCAACAGUUCCAAAGUAUGCAGUCUCAACAACAACAGAUACCUCAGUAUAGUACGCAACAGCCUUAUCAACAGCAAAUCUACCAACCACCGCAGGUAUAUGCACCUCCAUUACAAACAUCUGCGAGCGCGCCGCAUAUACCUCAGACAAUAUUCGGCCAGCCUAGAGGAGUACCACAAGGACAAUUUUUCUUGCAUGAUCAGUCGGUGUCGAUAUCGCCGGGUCCUCAAAUGACACCACAGAGGCGGACGUGGGCGCAACAACCACAGCCACCUCCCAUACCCAUGGAAUCGUACCAUCAACCGGAAUUGAGGACUUGGAGUAAACCAAAUAAUAUACCAGAAACCAGAGGAGGGUUCGUCUUACACGAAUCCGAUAGGUAUCAAGACCAACCUAGAUACCAGGAGGGCACCCGAUAUUCAGAGAGUCCCCGUUUCUUUGAAAGCAAAUAUCAGAACGGCGGCGGUGACGAUCACACCUUACACCAUUCGAAUAGUUUCACAUUGAGCCAACAGCACCUUCAGCAACAUCAACACCAUUCGAGCAAUUAUGGCACGUCACACAGCACACCCUCGGCCUCGCCUCAGCAUCGGAAUAUCCACAGGCAAAUUUCGCAACUGUUAGAUGAAGGUAAAAGAGCACCUGUCAGUUUGCAACAAAUAGAUGCCAAGGAACCUGCGCCAAGGAAGACUAGCGUCAUACAUGCGCCUAUUCCAGCUCCGUCUGUCGAUGACAUGGAGCCGCAGAAUAUUUCGUUUAUCGGAAACUCUACCACUGAUAAACUUACUGAAGGCCUCAGCCGUUUGAACAUAACUUCGGGUACUAGAACGUACAGAAUACCGUCCCCUACUCGCCCAUCGAUUACCCGAAACUCAUUCCAACCCACGCCAUCUCCACCUUCGAUAGAGCCCGUGGCCGAUGUCAGUAGUUUAGACAACGAUCCCACGAAUCAAAAGGGCUUCUAUAUUAGCUUCGAUAACGAUCAACCGAAGCGACCGAAACCCCCUUUGAGGGUGAAGAAGAUGUCGCCAAAGAAGGAGAGGAGUUACGUGGAGUCAACUGAAGAACUUUAUGAGCGAAAGGAAGAGCAUGAAAGGCACAGGCAGCUAAGUAAACCACACGAAGAAGAUAGGACGAGAAAGAGUGAAGAAGAACGAAGACAAAUGUUAAUCGAACAGGAAAGGGAAAAAUUGAGGGCGAAACGGGAAGCUAGUCAAGAUAGGCAGAAAGUCAAUGCUGCCAGCGCUAUUAUUAUAGGAAAUGAACUCAAUAAUCCCGAUCCAGAUUUAGAUUACGAAAGAGAAAGAAAAAAAGAGAAAAUCAUGCUGCUGUCCUUGCAAAGGAGACAGCAACAGGAAGAAAUGAAGUCGAGGAAGGAUGCAGAAGCUCAAGCUAGGAGAGAGAUGGAGAAACAGAAGGAAGAGGAGAAGGUGAGGAAAAAAGAGGAAACUGCAGCUAGAAGACAAGCCAUUUUGGAACAGUAUAAGCUGAAGAAGGCGCUAGAAGAAGCCGAAAGAGAGGGCAAAACGUUGGACAGGUCCGAAUUAAAUUCGCUGAAACCUGCGCCGAAAAUGCGUGCCAAGGGUAACACGCGACCUCGACCGAAGACGAUACACAUAGACAGUGGAUCUGUCCAAAUGGCCGAAGGAAUGUCUAGUAGAGGAAAGAAGGGAUCAACAACAAAUUUAACAGCUUAUACUCCUUCCACUAUGAAAAGAGAUUAUUACAGAGGUUCCCACGACAGCUUGGCAGAUAGAAGCAUGAGCAGUGGCAUGUUAUAUAAAGAUUCGCCCGACGACAGUAGGGGCGUUUCGCCCUGCCCCAGUGCCAACCAGACUUUAGGCAGGCGGAGUUCAUACAAAACGAGUCGAGACCCCUCUCCUGCUCAGGUACGCGGCAGACCUAAGUAUACGGCUUAUCAAAACUUUAAAGGGCGCAAGUCUAGCUCUAUGAUGAAUUUGUACGGUUCCAGUACUGAUCAAGAUAGUUUAGCAUACCGGUACGGCGACACCGAUUCCGGUUUGGGUCGCGCCACGCCUCCUAGGAGAGCACCAUCUCCCGGAAUGAGCAUGCGACAUCUACCAUCUCCUUCAGGACCGGGUAGCCUGCCGGGGCUCAUGUCUAAGGGCAGGAGGAUGUUUGACGAUGGGUCUAGUGAUAUAAGUUCGACGCCCAGUAUGAUGGAUUAUAAUGGUCCUCGAUUGUACAAACAGCCAGCUACCAAAUCUAAUAGAAGUAUUAUGUUUAAUGCCGUAGAGUAUUGUGUGUUCCCUGGUGCCGUUAACAGAGAAGCCAAAAAAAGAGUUCUCGAAGAGAUCCAAAGGUCGGAGAGCAAGCACUUCCUUAUAUUGUUCCGAGACGCCGGAUGCCAAUUUAGAGCUCUCUAUUCCUACUGUCCCGAACGGGAGGAAAUUACGAAAUUGUAUGGAACAGGACCUAAACAGGUUAACGAUAAGAUGUUUGAUAAAUUUUUCAAGUAUAACUCCGGGGGAAAAUGUUUCUCUCAAGUGCACACGAAACACUUGACUGUUACAAUAGACGCUUUUACGAUCCACAAUUCAUUGUGGCAAGGCAAAAAAGUCAACCUUCCAAACAAAAAAGAUAUGGCUUUGGUUAUUUAAGUUAAUUAAAAUGAAUAAAUCUAAAAAAAGUUGUUAAUUAGUCAUCUAAUAUAUUACGUAUUAUUUUUGUUAACGCUUUAUUAAACGUUAUUACUUUAUUUGUUGUAGGCAUUUGUCGAACAAAUUCAAACGGGCCGAUUCGAAUUUUGGUUAGCAAACUCGUUUGGACGAUACUGUUCGUAAAGUAAUGAAAAUGUAGUUAAGGAACUAUGGCCCGAAAAAUAUUUAAAUUUUGGUAUUAGAAUUUUAUUGAAACUUUUGUUUUUUUUUAUACAUUACCUUCUGCUUUUUCAUCCUAUUUCUCUUAUUCGUCCUUAUUUUCCUGGUUUUAUUUAUAUUCGUCUUCCUUCUCCACAUCUUUUUCUUUCCUGGCUGGUUCCUGGCUAAUUUAAUAACAUAUCUUGUUGCUGUAUUGAUGUGGUUGUUUUUUUAUCCUUUCAUAUUCCGUCAUUCGCUUUAAUGUCGAUAUUCCACUCAUUUAGCUCUUUUGUCUCUAAAUGUACUUAAUUUAGGUAUGUACGUUUGGAGUCAAAAGGUUAGAAGAAUGAAAUAACCGAACUCUGUAGUUUACAACAAUGACAGGCGUUGUCAUUUUGUAACUAAACCCAUUAUAUAAAACUAUGAAUUUUCGGACUCAGUUCUCUAAACAUUUUUAUUACUUUCUGAGUAAUUUGCUUACCGAAUUCGGAAUCGCCGUGUACAUAAUAUUAUUAGUAAUUGAAUGAUAUUGUUUUCUUGAGAAAAAAAGUAAUCACGAUUUUUACGUCAGUGUUGCAACGGCUGAGAUAUUAAAUGUAUCACUUUUUGUACCAGGGAAAUCGUAUUUCAUUAUAUUUCCUGUUUUGUUUUAUAUUAUGUGCCUUUUUGUACGUAUUUUUAAGUAUUUUGUGGUAUUUGUUUUACAUUUAUUUCAUUUAUUUGUGCCAAUUAAAAAUUUACUCAAAAAAUCACAAAAAUAAGGAUAUGUACUUGCUUAACUGUACACUAUUCUGUCCAUGGAGAAAAACAAUAAAAAAUUUCUUAUUAGUGUCAUUCCAGUUGUAUCUAAAAUAUGAUUAGAUUAGACAAAUGCAGGGCUGUUUUCGGUAAAAAUUCGUUUCGCGGCCGAUUUUCGGCCCGCCAACUGUAACAAAAAGUAAAAUGUAGUUAUUUUUUAAAAAAAUAUAAAAGUUAAAUUAAAACCGGCCGCCGAAAUUCGUCCUCGACAUUUUACCUGUUUUUGUAAGUCACUUAAAAAUUUUUCGCUUAAAAUGUUUGUAAAUUUAUUUAUAAUGGUGCACUAGCCUUAAGAUGCAUAAGUUAGGUGUAAAUUGGAAUUGUGUGUCGCAUGUUUAUGCGUUAGAAUGAAAAAUAUUAGUUUUUUUUUAGUCAAGACGGGCCUCUCUACUCAAAAUCGUAUCAGUUAUUAUCUAUAUUGUAAGGAUCACGAAUACUUACGAAAAGUAAAAUUUAGCCAAAUAGUUUUUAACAGGGAUUCGGGUAUCUUACACCACAUUUUUCGUCAGUGUCAAAUUAAAUAAAUGUUAAUGGUAAAAAAGUCGAAAACAAUGUAUCAAUAUUGUAGUAUACAUGCUCUUGCAGCUUCCUGCAGAGCUGCUUUUGCCAAUGUGUAUUUUUAUUUUUAUUGCUGCCCUCUCUCCUUACCUGUCAGUUAUUAGUAAGAGUUUGCGUUUCUUUUUGUAUAUCGGAAAUGGAAAAUAGUUCAUAGAUGUGUCGUUGUUUUCAUUGUGAAUACCUGAGAAUAAGGUAUCGUAAAAGUGUUUGGUCCGAAGACAUUGAACAAAUAUUUGUUCAGACUGACGACUGAAAUCGAAAGAGCUUGAAGUGGUAGGGGGUCGUCAAAGUUCCAGAAUCCCAAUUUUUUCAUUAUUUUACCUUAUUGGUUUCUUAAAAUACGGAAAAUUUAAUUUGAAGUUUGUAUACGAAUCAAUGGGUCGAAGUUUUCUUUUUUUUUUUGUUCUGAUUCAUUCCCGAAGAAUUUCGCUGAAUUUAGUGGCUCAAGAGGCAGUUUUAACUGUACAUUUAGGCAUCUAAAGAAAAUAUUGAUAUUAGCGAUUAGAAAUAAUGAAUUUUUGUUAACAAAUUAAUGACUACAUACAAAAUGUAUUAGUAUUGAAAUUAUUGAAAGUAUUAUUUUUUCCAGGUCUAAAAUGCAACUUAAUUUUAGUAUUUUUAUCCAUGACGUAAUUUUAAUGUUCAACCGCUUUAUUCCAAAAAUAACAAUUCGCCCGUCUUGACUGAACAUGGCAUUGAAUUUCAAUUAUAUUGAUACUAUCGAGUUUGUGAUCCUAAACUAUUUUUGAGCCUUAAUUUUUUUACCUAAAUAAUACAUCAUUCUGUAACAUUUUUUUAAUUUAAUACAGCAUUACACUAAUCGUUUCAUGUCUGUAAAUAUUAUGUUUUUAUAAUAUAUGAAAUAUUUAUUAAUUAUACACUUGUAUGAGUCAAAAACACUCAAAACAUCAAAUAAAAGUUCAUAACCC
Messenger RNA from Psylliodes chrysocephalus, 7978 nucleotides. NCBI's taxonomy places the organism in Eukaryota, Metazoa, Arthropoda, Insecta, Coleoptera, Chrysomelidae. The record is from the annotation of a GenBank genome assembly.